CAAGGCGCCAAACGACGCGUCUGAAACCUUGGGCACGCGCCGGGAGUUCACCUGAUCGAGUGCAAUACUAUUGAAAGCCUUCGGCGCCGCCUACGAGUCCUGCACUAGACAAAGUCUUCGCAGCUCCACCAAACUUCUCUCCACUACCUAGGUACAACGUCGACAGCCAUGUCGAAAGCAUCAAUCGCUAUCGGUGCUGCUGCCGGUGCAGCAGUAACAGCAGCUGUGUUUUCUCUGCUGAACGACUCCAAGCCCUCACCUCCCAUUACAACGACAACAACGACAACCGUCGCGACGCCCUCCCGAACCGGCCCUCCAGCUCCCUACCCGGCCACUCCUGUAGCCGCCAGAUCACCUCCCCUCGUUGACCCGAAUGGCCUCUUCCAAUACGGCUUCCCGGGACCAGUAGCCGACCUCAAUCCCACCGCCUCACUCACCUCUGCCUUCGACCGCCGCACCCGCAAUCCCUUCUGGGUCGCCGAACAUAUCACACCCUUGUCCCUAUCAACACACAAUGGCGACCGCAAGCACAGUGUGUUCGUGGAAGACGACUCGAUCCCCGAGAUGUUCCGCGCAAAAUUGAAGGACUAUUUCCGGUCUGGCUACGACCGCGGGCAUCAGGUCCCAGCCGCCGAUGCGAAGUGGAGCCAGGAGGCCAUGGAUUCGACCUUCCUGCUCAGCAAUAUGUGCCCGCAGGUCGGCGAUGGCUUCAAUCGUGACUACUGGGCACACUUUGAAGACUUCUGUCGCCGCUUGACCGGCCGCUACCCGAGCGUGCGUAUUGUCACAGGCCCGCUGUACCUGCCGAAGCGCGAGGCAGAUGGCAAGUGGCGCGUCAGCUACGAGGUCAUUGGAAACCCGCCGAACGUGUCUGUGCCGACGCACUUCUAUAAAGUCAUAUUUGCAGAGGACGGGAGCGUGGGCGGUCAAGUGGCCCUAGGCGCGUUCGUGCUGCCGAAUGCGGUGAUUGCGAACGACAAGCCGCUGCAAGACUUUGAGGUUCCUCUGGAGGCAGUAGAGCGAGCAAGCGGGCUCGAAUUUGCGACGAAACUGCCUGCGAUGCGGCGGAAGAAGCUGUGUCAAGAGGUCAGCUGCUCCAUCUUUGUGAAAGAUUACAAGGAGCGCCAGAAGACGUUUGCGGCUAAAAACCAGGGGGCCAGGCAAUAAAAUGCAGGGCAUCUUGGCACUAGGACGAACUGAACAUAACUGGGAGACUGUUCAGAGUUACAAUGUUUGAGAGCGGUUUGCAUUACUUUGGCGUUUCUUAUCGUAUUCAAGUUUCUCGAGCCCCUUUCAGAGGAUAAGCAUAGCGUGGAGUUACAUCACGCUUUGUAGAGUAUGCAUUUACAAUCUAGAAGCUUUACAAUGGACAG
Molecule: messenger RNA, 1373 nt
Organism: Mytilinidion resinicola
Lineage: Eukaryota; Fungi; Ascomycota; Dothideomycetes; Mytilinidiales; Mytilinidiaceae
Exons: 1
Coding region: 169-1167 (332 amino acids)
Biological process (GO): apoptotic DNA fragmentation
Cellular component (GO): mitochondrial inner membrane; nucleus
Molecular function (GO): nucleic acid binding; RNA endonuclease activity; single-stranded DNA endonuclease activity
Source: RefSeq, a predicted model, not a curated record